Molecule: messenger RNA, 1003 nt
Organism: Malus domestica (apple)
Lineage: Eukaryota; Viridiplantae; Streptophyta; Magnoliopsida; Rosales; Rosaceae
Source: RefSeq, a predicted model, not a curated record
AUGGGGAGGAAGCGAUUGUUGGUGGUGCUAAAACCGAUCGAAGCUGACCCAGUUUCCCAAUCAGAAGAUGCUACAUCACUUAGACAGCAGAAGAAGGUGCACAAUGAUGCAAUAAGUUGUUGUCAGAAUAUUUUGCUCCGCAAGCCCGUUGAGUGGAAUUCUGUAGUGCUUAAUGAUCUAUCACAGCCCGUCCAUGAUGUGGACCUUGUUGUCACAGUAGGCGGCGAUGGUACUCUAUUACAAGCUAGCCAUUUCAUUGAUGACUCAGUUCCAGUUCUAGGAGUGAAUUCUGACCCCACACAGCCCAAAGAGGUAGAGAAGCUCAGCAAUGAGAUUGAUGCUUCUAGAAGCACAGGAUAUCUAUGCGCCACAACUAUUGACAACUUCGAAGAGGUACUUGACAACAUCCUCCAGGGUCGAACUAUCCCUUCCAAAUUGACAAGGAUAUCCGUAUAUGUAAACUCGCAAGUGCUUCCAACUUAUGCCCUUAACGAUAUCUUGAUUGCACAUUCAUGUCCUGCAGCACUUUCUCAGUUCUCAUUCAAAAUUAAAAGGGACGGCGAGUUAUGUUCCCCCUUAGUGAACUCUCGGUCAAGUGGCCUCAGGGUUUCAACAGCUGCCGGAUCGACAGCCGCAAUGCUCUCAGCAGGCGGAUUUCCGAUGCCAAUCUUAUCUCAGGAUCUCCAGUUUAUGGUACGAGAGCCCAUUUCACCGGGAAACACCUCACGCUUCAUGCAUGGAUUAAUCAAAUCACAUCAGUCCAUGGAAGUUACAUGGUUUUGUAAAGAAGGUGUCGUAUACAUCGACGGUUCUCAUGUUUUCUUUUCUAUACAGAAUGGGGAUGCCAUUGAGAUAUCUUCGAAGGCUCCAAUUUUGAAGGUUUUCUUGUCUCACUAUUUUCAGACAACAGUAAAGAACUGUUGUAAGUACUAGCUUUGUUCACAACUUCAUUCUUGUGGAACUCGCGAUUUCUUGUGUCAAUAAAAUUACUGUUUUACCUUUA